UGUGUGUCAGGGAAAUUCAUUCUGAAGGCCGAACUCAAUCAAUGUCAAGUAGUGGUAAUUGGUGUUUAAUAGAAAGCGAUCCUGGAGUAUUCACUGAACUUAUUAGAGGUUUCGGUGUAGAAAGUUUGGAAUGCGAAGAAGUUUAUGAUCUCACAGAAACAAGCAACGUGUCUGACGCACUUGGGUUUAUUUUCUUAUUUAACUACGAUGACAAACAAGAUAAUGUUGGAAAAGUGGUAACUGACGCAAAUAACAGGGGCAUAUUUUUUGCGAAACAAACAAUUUCAAAUGCUUGUGCGACUCAAGCAAUUAUUAAUAUCUUGCUAAAUAUUGAUGACAAAGUGCCCAUUGGUCCAACGCUGUCUGAUUUCAAGUCUUUUGUGUCAGACUUUGACAGUACAAUGAAGGGUACUGCUAUAAGCAAUUCUGACCAAAUUAGAGUCGUACAUAACAGCUUUAGCAAUUAUCAGUUAUUCGAGUUUGAUGAGAAGACCCCUAAGUCAAAUGAAGACGUUUACCAUUUUGUUGGUUAUGUUCCUAUUAAUGGUACUUUGUACGAAUUAGAUGGCUUAAAACCCGGCCCUGUUGAUCACGGAAAACUACCUGAAGAUUCAUCUUGGAUAGAUUCGGUUCGUCCGUUGCUAAUGAAGCGUAUGGAGAAAUGUGUAGACGGAAAGUUCAAUAUAAUGGCAGUAGUCCCUAAUCGACUUGCUAUGUACGAAAAACAGUUGGCACAAUAUAAAAAGGACUCAAGUGAUGUAAGUCUGUACAUUUUACGUUUCAGUGGGUACCAUUUGCGUGACCAUUUUCUUGUCACUUGAUGAAGUUAUAGUCUUGAAAACUGCGAACGUGAACGCAAACUGAAGAGUUAUCCUGAGAAUAUCUCUUCCUUACUUGACAGGAUUUUCAAAGAACUCUACCAUACUACUCCCUUCUUUUUUUAGAAAAGCCACGAAACAAGGAUAAUAUAUUCACACCAGGUUACGGUUUCUCAACAGAAAAUUAAGAUUCUGUGAGAACUCAUUUGAGUCACUCGGGAAGUCGUUUACCUGUUUUGAGUAUCUGCAAAUCAAAAUUAUGAAAGUGUGAGCAGAAUACAACUCAGUGAGCCAAAUCCAAAAUGAUAUGCUGAGGGAUUGGUGCAAAUACAUAUCUCCGAAUUAUUCUAAGCUAUGCUAAUUUAGUGAACUAAUUUGUAUCCAGAAAAUUCUUACCUGAAACCGUUCAUAUUUGGCAGUUACAACCUCCAUAUUUUGUUGCCAAAUUUGUUUAACGUCCAGUAGAUAUCUCUAAUAGUUAAGUGUUUCUCGAGGAAUUAGAGUUAUCGUCAAAACGAAGCAUUCAUUACAUCAUAUCAGGCAUGAAACAUUUACGAGCACAUUUCAAACAUUGUUGAUAUCCUUUGACUAGAAAGAAAUCCAUGUAUAAAUCCAGCUGUUAAACACAAACAGAUGAAUAUUCUGUGUUUUUGAAACUCAGUGUUAGUCGAUAAUCACUUAUUUCACUGAAUAUUACACAUAUCAUUUGUCAUUCAUUUAGUUAGUUAUAAUAUUCACGCUUAGAAUAACAAAAAGACUGACAUCUCCAACUUGUGACAGCAUAAAGAGCAUCCCUUCUUUCUUGUAAGUUUUGGUAGGGUUACGAAAGUAACUCGGAAUCUUGAAAAUGCUAGUUAAAUACGAAGCACGUUAAGUUCUGAUUACAUCGUUUAGUGAGUUACUUUAUGUUUUCACUAGUUACCGGUCACAUACAAGUUUAUUUAUUUUAACACAGAUAUUGGUACAAGGAGGCACCAAAUACAUAUGCGCCACACAAAUCUCAUUUGAUUUGUGUGAGAACUGUGAUACUGCCCGG
This is a messenger RNA of Schistosoma mattheei, 1854 nucleotides long. The record is from the annotation of a GenBank genome assembly. Lineage: Eukaryota; Metazoa; Platyhelminthes; Trematoda; Strigeidida; Schistosomatidae.